This is a messenger RNA of Camelina sativa (false flax), 1313 nucleotides long. RefSeq names its product transcription factor bHLH153. The record is from RefSeq and is a predicted model, not a curated record. Gene Ontology annotation, cellular component: nucleus. Gene Ontology annotation, biological process: regulation of transcription by RNA polymerase II. Gene Ontology annotation, molecular function: DNA-binding transcription factor activity, RNA polymerase II-specific; protein dimerization activity; RNA polymerase II cis-regulatory region sequence-specific DNA binding. NCBI's taxonomy places the organism in Eukaryota, Viridiplantae, Streptophyta, Magnoliopsida, Brassicales, Brassicaceae.
AACUACUUAACCCAAAAAAAGAGUCGAGAGGAAAAAAAAAGACAUAUCCCAUAUACAAAAAAGCAGUUCCCAUCUAUUUGCUUUCGUUUGGAGCGACACAAGUUUCUUCUAUCUCUAUCUCUCUCUCCUUUUCUCACGCCGAGAUUUCUGCUACUACUCUAAUCUCUCACGGCCUUUUAAAAGAAACGACGACGCAUUUUCUCACCAAAGCCUUCCUUGGCUCUUCAUGGACACCGUUUAAGCUCAAUGACUGAUUACUACUAAGCAACUGGUGUAUAUAGUAACUUUGGGUUUGGAGUUUUGCUUUUUGGACUGAGAAAACUCAAUUGAGAGAGAGAGAAACGUUUUCUGUGUCUUAUCUAUCGGGUUUUGUGUUGUCAGAAGCUCUAAGACAAAAUAAAACGCAAUUAUUUUUUAGGGUUCAAACGAAGAAAAAAUUGGAGCUUUUCGAGAACUUGUGUGUGGUGGCUUUUCAAAGAACAAAAGCUUUUCUUGGUUUCGUUAUUGGCUCUUCUCCCAAUUUGUGAAUCCAUCUCUCUCCGUAUGGCAUUCGCUAGAGACGCCGGAAUGAUGAUGGAGAAUAAGCGGAAUGUCUGCUCUCUCGGAGAAAGCAGCAUCAAACGUCACAAGUCUGAUCUCUCUUUCAAUUCCAAGGAGAGGAAGGACAAAGUUGGAGAACGCAUCUCAGCUCUUCAACAGAUUGUUUCUCCUUAUGGAAAGACUGACACUGCAUCAGUUCUUCUUGACGCGAUGCAUUACAUAGAGUUUCUUCAUGAACAAGUGAAGGUGCUAAGUGCUCCAUAUCUGCAAACGAUACCUGAUGUUACGCAGGAGGAGCUGGAGCAGUACUGCCAGUACAGUCUGAGAAACAGAGGAUUAUGCCUUGUUCCAAUGGAGAAUACAGUAGGAGUUGCUCAGAGCAACGGAGCUGAUAUCUGGGCGCCCGUGAAGACUCCUCUAUCUCCAGCUUUCAGCGUUACGUCUCAGUCACCCUUUACAUGACCAAUUCAGCUCUUCGCCUACUAAAAUCUUUGUGUUAAGACUAAUGAAGAUGACCAGUUGUUACUAUUCUGAUGAUGCCUCUGAGAGACGCAUGAAGUUGGUUUACAAUAGUGUGGCGAUGGCUGUUAUUAUUUGACUGCUUAAUGCAUCCCCUUACUUGGACUUGUGUAAUAUGCCCAAAUGAUUCUAAUGCAAAGUAAUCUACUUUCUGUGAAAAUUUGCUUAAGAUAUUUUACUUCUGUGGUUCUUACCAAAACUUUGUAUCCUAUACAUCUUUCUAGUUCUAAAGAUCCAAGGAAAGCUUUCUUUCA